Molecule: messenger RNA, 1698 nt
Organism: Paramuricea clavata
Lineage: Eukaryota; Metazoa; Cnidaria; Anthozoa; Malacalcyonacea; Plexauridae
Source: the annotation of a GenBank genome assembly
UCCCAGUUGGAAGCACAGAAAGGUGUCUCUGGUUUUCACGAUACACAAGAGGAGUUGGAAAAAGUUUCAACUGUUAAGAGUGGUUUGGAUGAACAGAAAGGCAAAUCUCUCGAUGAAAUUUCGGAUAUGGUGAGUCAAACAAUAAUAUUAAACUAAUCGAUGGUGUUUAUUAAAUUCCACAAUGGUGCAUGUCGCUAUAUUAACAAGGUCCAACUUGAAACAUACCGCACAUAUGCUAUAGUUACGGGAACCACUCAGUAUUUUAAGAAAAUACAAAAUAACAGUAACUCCGAAUAACAUUUUGAUUUUUAAUCGACGUUUCGACUAGUUUGUAGUCAUCAUCAGGAUUAAUAAUAGUGUAAAAUUACAGAUGCAGCUAUUAUAAAUCCAGAAAGGCGGAGCUUAAAUGCCAGUUAAUGAAAUAUGAGAAGUUCUUUGGAAGCUUUCGCACCGUGGUUGAGAUCAGGUUUUCGUCUGCGUAUAACAAGAGACUCCUUGAAUAACAACAGAGACUCUUUUCUAUAUCAUAUUUGUAAUUUUUAAUAGUAACAGACGUCCCUCGUGAAAAUCAACAAAUCGUUGACGAGGCUAACGUCUUUAAAUAAAGUUUACAUACAUACAUACAUACAUACAUACAGACCAGUGGUGUGACCUAUCAAUUAUUUUACAAUUUCUAAAUAUUAGUUGAGUUAAAUUAGUGUUUAUAGUGUUAGUUGAGUCAGGUGAAAGUUCCAUAAGGGAUUUGAUGUGUUGAAAAUGUUCGCAGCAGUUGAUGUGGGCGUUGAUUUCCGAGUUUUCUCGUGUGCUAUGCUCUUUCAGACGGGUGUAUAGACAGCGGUCUGUUUUACCAAUGUAGCUGCUUCGACAACCCGGACAUGAAAAUUCGUAAACUACGGAGCUUUUGUAAACUACGGAGCUUGUAAACUACGGAGCUUGCUUUUGUAAACUACGGAGCUUGCUUUUGUAAACUACGGAGCUUGCUUUUGUAAACUACGGAGCUUUUGUAAACUACGGAGCUUUUUUUAGCUAAUGUUAUUCGGAGUUACUGUUAUUUUGUAUAUGCUAUAGGGUCAGCAUAUGGUUAUGGGAUCAUGAUUUUGAUUACGGUUACGUCAGUUUAUUUACAGUACUACUGCAAUAAAUCUUGGCUAAUUUACCAAUUGCUGGUAAUAAUUGUCAAACUAUCCCUAAUUAGGAUGUUCCUGCUUUCCUUCCUUUCAGGUGCGUAAAUUAAACUCUACGAUUGUGGAAAAGAAAACCUCUUUGGCUCCAAUCAUUAAGGAGUUAAGACCAAUGAGACAAAAGUGUCAGGUAUAUGGAGAUUGCAAUUUUUUAAAAUAAUUGACUGACUAUGAUGAUUAUGAUGAUUAUGAUAAUUGUUUGAUACGAGCAUCGAUAAGAGUUUGAUUAUGAUUAUGUUUAUGAUCGUGAUAAUAAUAAUAAUGCUCAAAAGCUAGUCGUAUAUGCUUCUGUUUACAUCAUUAGCAAUAUGAUAGGAUUUUGAGGUAGCCAGCGCUAUAUGUCGCGAAGCGCCUUCACUUGUGUUAUUUUUAAACCUAAUGUUCAGAGUAAUACAUGUCAUUCCGUAUUAUGCUGUAUUCUAAUUAAUAGGAAGUGACCUCUGAAUAUGACGAAAGAAAGGCAAUAUAUGAAAAUUUGGCUGCUAACCUCGAGAGCAACAUGUCCAAAUUGGAACAG